Molecule: messenger RNA, 2376 nt
Organism: Euleptes europaea (tarantolino)
Lineage: Eukaryota; Metazoa; Chordata; Lepidosauria; Squamata; Sphaerodactylidae
Gene: GFM1
Product: G elongation factor mitochondrial 1
Exons: 18
Coding region: 3-2222 (739 amino acids)
Biological process (GO): mitochondrial translational elongation
Cellular component (GO): mitochondrion
Molecular function (GO): GTPase activity; GTP binding; translation elongation factor activity
Source: RefSeq, a predicted model, not a curated record
UUAUGUUGAGGGGCCGGCGGGUCUUGGGCUUGGCGUUGCCUCGGCGACAGCUGCUUUUGAAUGGAUGCCGUUGGUGUUCCUCAGGAAUCAUUCCCAAUGAGAAGAUUCGCAACAUUGGAAUUUCAGCACACAUUGACUCUGGAAAGACUACAUUAACUGAGCGCAUUCUUUUCUACACAGGCAGGAUUUCUCAAAUGCACGAGGUAAAAGGGAAGGACGGGGUUGGCGCCGUCAUGGAUUCAAUGGAACUGGAACGGCAGCGCGGCAUCACUAUUCAGUCUGCUGCAACUUAUACCCUCUGGAAAGACACAAAUAUUAACAUCAUUGACACGCCAGGCCACGUUGAUUUCACCAUAGAAGUAGAAAGGGCCCUGAGAGUUCUGGAUGGAGCCAUCCUGGUGCUGUGCGCCGUUGGAGGGGUUCAGUGCCAGACGAUGACCGUGAAUAGGCAGAUGAAGCGUUACCACGUCCCUUUUCUGACCUUCAUCAACAAACUGGAUCGAAUGGGCUCAAGUCCAAACAGAGCUUUGCAACAGCUCAGAUACAAAUUAAAUCAGAAUGCUGCUUUUGUUCAGAUUCCAAUGGGACUGGAGGGAAAUUUCAGAGGAAUCAUUGAUCUUAUUGAAGAAAGAGCCAUCUAUUUUGAAGGUGAUUUUGGCCAAACCGUAAAAUACGGCGAUAUUCCUCCCGACUUCAGAGCCGAGUGUGCAGACCGGCGUCAGGAACUGAUCGAGUGUGUUGCCAAUUCUGAUGAACUGCUUGGGGAGCUUUUUCUUGAAGAGAAGAUCCCAACGGUGGCUGAUUUAAAGCUCGCCAUCAGAAGAGCGACGCUGAGUAAAUCGUUCACGCCUGUGCUGGUGGGAAGUGCUCUCAAGAACAAGGGGGUGCAGCCUCUGCUGGAUGCUGUUCUAGAGUACCUCCCAAACCCGUCGGAAGUCCAAAACUAUGCUCUUCUCAACCAAGAGAAUUCCAAGGAAAAAUCCAAGCUACUGCUGGGCUCUGCCAGAGACGACUCCCUGCCUUUCUUGGGCUUGGCAUUUAAACUUGAGGCUGGACGAUUUGGACAGCUCACGUACAUUCGCGUGUACCAGGGGAUGCUAAAGAAAAGCGAUUACAUCUACAACACCCGGACUGGGAAAAAAGUGCGGGUGCAGAGACUCGUCCGCAUGCACGCAGAUAUGUUGGAGGAUGUGGAUGAAGCGUAUGCAGGAGAUAUCUGUGCAUUGUUCGGCAUUGACUGUGCUAGUGGGGAUACGUUCUCCGAUAAAUCCAGCACCGACUUUUCCAUGGAAUCGAUUCAUGUACCUGAUCCUGUCAUUUCAGUAGCAAUGAAGCCAUCCAACAAGAACGACAUGGAUAAGUUUUCAAAAGGCAUUAACCGGUUCACCAGAGAAGAUCCUACCUUCAGAGUUCACUUUGACAAUGAGAGCAAAGAGACCAUUGUUUCAGGAAUGGGAGAACUACAUCUGGAAAUCUAUGCUCAGAGAAUGGAAAGAGAAUAUGGUUGUCCUUGUGUUAUGGGAAAGCCCAAAGUAGCCUUUCGAGAGAGCAUUGUGGCAACGGUACCGUUUGACUUCACUCAUAAAAGGCAGAGCGGUGGGGCCGGCCAGUUUGGUAAAGUGACAGGAUUUCUAGAAGCUCUGGAUCCAGAUAACUACACCAAAGUGGAAUUUGAGGACAGAACUGUUGGAACCAAUGUCCCAAAGCAGUUUGUGCCAGCCAUUGAAAAGGGAUUCCGUGACGCAUGCGAGAAAGGUCCCUUGACGGGUCACAAGAUUUCAGGAAUACGGUUCGUUCUGGAGGAUGGCGCUAAUCACAUGGUGGACUCAAACGAAAUCUCUUUCAUCAGAGCUGCCGAAGGUGCCCUGAAACAAGCUAUGGCAAGUGCAACGGUGUGUAUUCUCGAGCCCAUUAUGUCUGUGGAAGUUGUGGCACCCAUUGAAUUCCAAGGAGUGGUGAUGGCAGGAAUCAGUCGCCGUCACGGCAUCAUCACAGGACAAGACGGCGCUGAAGGCUAUUUCACCCUCUACUCUGACGUUCCCUUGAACAAUAUGUUUGGAUAUGCGACAGAAUUGAGGUCUUGCACAGAGGGAAAAGGUGAAUACACAAUGGAAUACAGUAAAUACCAGCCCUGCUUACCCAAUACCCAGGAAGAACUAAUUAACAGAUACCUAGAAGCAACGGGACAACUUCCUGCAAAAAAAGGCAAGGCCAAGAGCUGAUUCACUUCCCAGAGAGGCAUUUGUAAGGAUCUGAUGGCAAAAUUCAACUGCUCAAAAGCUCUGUUGGUUAAAUGACGUGAGAAAAAUCAGAGCAGGUGGCUGAAUUUCAGCCUGGAUCGAUACUUUGACUUUAUUAAGUCGCUGAGAGACUGUU